AUGCCCGUCUCGUCCUCCGAGCUCGCCGAGGGCAUCCACCUCGCCCGCCGCGAACUCAGGUUCGCCCAUGCCGCCCGCCGCCGGCACGUGCAGUGCGGCACGUGGAGUGUCGACGAAGACCUGGCGCUUCGGCGCACCAUCCGCCUCUGCCGGCGCGCGCUGGCCGUCUUCCUCCCCGCCUACGAGGUGAUCCUCGAGCGCGAGGCCAACUUUCAACAGGCAUAG
Messenger RNA from Alternaria hordeiaustralica, 225 nucleotides. RefSeq lists its product as uncharacterized. The coding region runs from base 1 to 225 and encodes 74 amino acids. Lineage: Eukaryota; Fungi; Ascomycota; Dothideomycetes; Pleosporales; Pleosporaceae. The record is from RefSeq and is a predicted model, not a curated record. The transcript is spliced from 3 exons.